AUGAUGAUUUUUCUNCUUCGAUGUUCAAAAGGAUGGAAACAGUUCGGUGGUUCGUGUUAUUAUCCUUCACUCAUGAUCUCAACAGUUGACAAAGCCAAUGAAACAUGUCAGCGUGUUCAAGUCAAUAACACACACUUGAUGCGUAUCAAACAUGUUCCUGAAUUGUCGUAUGCUGCUCAUUUGUACACCACCAAUACACUGAUCGAGUUGCUGGUCGAAGUUGAUCCAGAACUGCUAAAAACUGAAUUGUCAGGUAAAGCGUUUGGGGAUAGAAUGUUGACCAAUGAGCACAGAGAUUGGCGAAUGAUGAAAGAUCAAUUCUACCGAGCACGAGUGAACAGUAAACAUCACGACAAGUCUUCCAAUCUGAGAAAUACAAUUAUUACUAAUGCGAGCAGUGAAAAGAAUGAUAUGUUCGAACGACUGGGCCAGAUUCGUGGUUUCUGUCAUCAGUUCGCAUGGAAUGUAUUGAGCAAUGACUCACAUUUGUUCGUCUUUUCCACCUAUAUAUUAUUAAACAAGACAAUUUGUUCACUGAGUGACGUCGAUCUGAAUUCAACAUAUUCAUUCGCUUGUCAAUAUGUGCUGGACUUUUGUUUCGAAAAUGUCAUGUGCGGAAAACAUGGUAAAUGUAAUAAUAAUAUUCAAGGUUUCAAAUGUUCAUGUUCGUUUUGGUUCGGUGGUAUUCUCUGCGAAAAGCUGGCAUGGGAGACAAUUCAAAUGAGCAUUGCUGCAGUUCUGAUAGUCACUCUUACAUUGAUUCUGUUUACUUCUAAAGUUGUUCACAGUAUAAAAUCUAUGAUGAAACGUAUCGCAAAAUGUUGUAAAUCACAAGGAGCUGAUGUAAAUAGGCCGAAUGACAAUAAAAAUAGAACGAAAAAGUACGACACGACGAAAAAAACAAAACUAAGACGACAACGUUCAAUUGGAGUUUUUUUUCUUUUUCUUAUCUUUUUCUGUCUGCUUAUUAUCAUUCCAACUAUUUUUCAAUUACAAGCGUUUUCAUUUGAUGACAUCGAUCCAAUGAAGCCUGAUUUGUUGUUUGAUAAAGUUUUAUCAAUAUUCAAAACCUGCGAACGCAAAACUUUGCUACCAAUGAUUGAUCGUAUUUUCUUGGCAAUUUCAGUCUUUCUCACUAUCACCUUCUUCGUCCUACAACCGAAGCCAGCCGAAAAUAGGUCCCCAUCUAAUAGCUUCGAAUUGAAGGAAAUUCGACCGACGAGAAACAAUGUUGAAAUGGUCACACUUUGCUCUCCACUACCUGCAGCAGCGGUUAAUAACUUCGAACAACAACUUCUACUAUCGGAUCAAUCACGUAAUGACACCACUCGUCCAACUAAUCGAAACGACCCUUUUUCGGGUACAACAACUCCGUUUCAACCGAAACUACCCUCAUCUGGUGCAUAA
This is a messenger RNA of Adineta ricciae, 1407 nucleotides long. NCBI's taxonomy places the organism in Eukaryota, Metazoa, Rotifera, Eurotatoria, Adinetida, Adinetidae. The record is from the annotation of a GenBank genome assembly.